Molecule: messenger RNA, 2103 nt
Organism: Cricetulus griseus (Chinese hamster)
Lineage: Eukaryota; Metazoa; Chordata; Mammalia; Rodentia; Cricetidae
Source: RefSeq, a predicted model, not a curated record
AUGUGGACCCCCAGCCGGAGACAGCUCUGCCUGGCCUUCCUGCUGGUCUGUGUGCUCUCCACUGGCUCCUUCUUUUUCCACCUGUAUGGAGGAAACUUCUUUGGAAAUGAGCUAACUCUCUCUAUCCUGUGUCCAGACUACCACCUGCUUAAGUCCCCAGUGGCCAUGGUAUGCCUGCCCCACCCAUUGCAGACUUUCAAUGCCUCCCCUUCCUGUCCCAGACAGUCAUCCUCACUCUCUGGGACUUGGACCAAUGCCACAUUGCUGGCCUUGGCUCAGCUCAAUGGCCGCCCAGCUUUCAUUCAGCCUGAGAUGCAUGCCACCCUGGCCCCUGUGUUCCGCAUCUCCCUGCCCGUGCUGGACCCUGAGGUGGACAGCCUCACACCUUGGCAGCAUUUAGUGCUACAUGACUGGAUGUCAGAGGAGUACUCGCACCUGCAGGACCCCUUUCUCAAGCUGUCCGGUUUCCCUUGCUCUUGGACCUUUUUCCACCAUCUCCGGGAACAGAUCCGCAAGGAGUUCACCCUGCAUGACCACCUUCGAGAAGGUGCCCAGCACCUGCUGAGUGGGCUCCGUCUAGGCCCCUGGAGCAUCCGCCCUCACACUUUUGUGGGUGUCCAUGUGCGUCGUGGAGACUACCUCGAGGUGAUGCCCAAUCGCUGGAAGGGUGUGGUGGGUGACCGAGUUUACCUCCAGCAAGCCAUGGACUGGUUCCGGGCUCGACACAAAGACCCCAUCUUUGUGGUCACCAGCAAUGGCAUGGAAUGGUGUAUGGAGAAUAUCGACACAUCCCAUGGUGAUGUGGUCUUCGCUGGCAAUGGCCAGGAGAGCACACCAGGGAAAGACUUUGCACUGCUCACCCAGUGUAACCACACCAUCAUGACCAUUGGCACCUUUGGCUUCUGGGCUGCCUACUUAGCUGGUGGAGACACUGUAUACCUUGCCAACUUCACCCUGCCAGAUUCAGAGUUUCUGAAGAUCUUCAGGCCUAAGGCUGCCUUCCUGCCCGAGUGGGUGGGCAUUAACGCAGACCUGUCCCCACUUCAGGCUCAGGUUGACCCUUGGGAAUCAGAUGGUCUUUUAAGAUUGGUCUGAACCCUCUAGAGUCAGCCAUCCAUAUCUCUAGAGGCCUGUGGCUUUGGAAUGUGUCUGUGGUAGUCCAGGGGCUGGUGGGCACUCAUUUCCGGACAUUGAGAUGAGGGGCUUUCUGGAAAUGCUGGAAUGUUCUACUGAUAGUCCACCAGAACAUCAUUGUCUGAUGGCUGAGGAAGUCCAGGUUAGCCCUGUGAGCCACAGUCCUCUUCUCACCCAGAUCACCCUCUUAGAACUUCUGGAUUAUAUGAGUGAAGAAAUCCCUGACUCACCAGCAGGCCUCCUAGGUGCCUGGAGUCAUUCUAGGGGACUUGGUGGCUGUUUCUGAGAGCCUGGUCCAGUGCCUUCGAGCACCUGCAGCACCCUGCCAACACUCUAGGUAGUGAAGAACUUACUGAAGGUGCAUGCAACUGUGAAAUGCCAGCUUCGCGUUAGAGAGAUGGCAACAACUUGAGCAGAUCUGAAUCCUGGCCAUCUCCUUGGCCCCAGAGAAACCACAAAGACUUUUACUUAGGGUGGGGAGAGUAAAUGGGCUAAGAUGUGGGAGACACAAGAGAAAGAGCCACUGCUGAGGGGCUGCACUUACAGGAGUGGUUCCUAAAAAUCCAGGGACUUAAAAAAAAAAAAAAAGAGCCAAAAACUUAAAGAAAUAGAUUAGUCCUGAAUUUAAGAUCAAAGAGGUUUCUUCUCUGAUGCUAUAGGGGACCUGGGCUCUGCUUUCCGGAAGUGGCCAGGUCUACAGAAAACAAGGGCGUGUCCCUGGGCUCACAAAGGUACUGAAUCCAGCUUUGAGAAGGUGUUCCAGACCCCGGAACCCAGCUCAAGGCCCUGCAGGACCACAGGCUCAGAUCAAGGAGAAUGGAUGUUUGACUGAGCUGUCAGAUAGAUAUCCUUGAUGCUUUUCCUCAGAUAGCAUUUAAUCUAAUCGAAUUCUCAGGGAGUUUCUGGGUACCUUUUCCCAGCUCAGCUUUUACAGGCUGGAGAGAAGGAGCUGUGAAUUAAAGGGCCACA